Molecule: messenger RNA, 3167 nt
Organism: Haplochromis burtoni (Burton's mouthbrooder)
Lineage: Eukaryota; Metazoa; Chordata; Actinopteri; Cichliformes; Cichlidae
Gene: tube1
Product: tubulin, epsilon 1
Exons: 13
Coding region: 288-1745 (485 amino acids)
Biological process (GO): microtubule cytoskeleton organization; mitotic cell cycle
Cellular component (GO): cytoplasm; microtubule
Molecular function (GO): GTP binding; structural constituent of cytoskeleton
Source: RefSeq, a predicted model, not a curated record
CAUGGAAAUGACGUCAUCAAUGCUCGACCAAACAUAGCUAAGGCGCGAGGAAGAAGAGGUGUUCAAAAGUCUUGUGAAGAUCUUAUUGAUGGAUAACAUAAACGGAACAGUCAUUAUGGAUUAGCUUCGCACUUUUACAACGUGUAUGGGGUGUUGUUGUCAUGACACAGUCCGUUGUGGUCCAAGUUGGACAGUGCGGCAACCAGGCUGGCUGCAGGUUUUGGGAUCUUGCUUUGCGAGAGCAUGCCCACGUCAAUAAAAUAUCAAUCUAGUCGAUCAUCUGUUGGAUGUGCUGGACAAAUAAGUCCAAUCCACUGGAGGCCCCACCUCUUACAGGACUUAAAGGAUCUGUUGCUAACAUCUUGGUGCCGAUACCACAGCAAACCUUCAGGGGGCUAGUGGAGUCAAUGCCUCGAUGGAGGGGAUUGUACGAUGAAGCCCUCAAUAGCUUUUUCCGAAAUGUGGAUUCCAGGAAAAGUGACGGGGCUGAAUUUGCUGUUGGUGGGAGAAUCCAACACCUGAAGGCCAGGGCGGUCCUGGUGGACAUGGAAGAGGGUGUGGUCAACCAGAUCCUGCAGGGCCCGUUAAGAGAAGUGUUUGAUAGCACGCAACUACUCACAGACGUGUCAGGUUCAGGCAACAACUGGGCAGUUGGAAACAUGACGUACGGCUCUGCCUACAGGGAGAAGAUAGUGGAUAAGCUCAGGAAGGCAGCAGAGCAAUGUGACUGUCUGCAGUGCUUCUUUCUCAUUCACUCUAUGGGAGGAGGUACUGGCUCUGGCCUGGGAACCAGAGUGCUCAGCUUGCUGGAGGAGGAGUUCCCUGAGGUGUGUCGCGUUGUCACCUCCAUCUAUCCAUCUGGGGAAGAUGACGUAAUCACCUCACCAUACAACAGUGUCCUUGCCAUGAACAAGCUCACAGAGCACGCUGAUUGUGUCCUGCUAGUGGAAAACCAGUCAUUGGUUGACAUUGUGAACAAGAUUAAAGUUAUGUCUCAUGGUACAAAGCCUGGUUUAAAUAUCAAGAGAAACAGCGCAGUCACCUCUGGACAGGGAGGCCUCAGUGGGGCAGAAAAACCCUUUGAUGCUAUGAAUAACAUUGUGGCUAACCUGUUGCUCAAUAUUACCAGCUCAGCCCGUUUUGAGGGCUCCCUCAACAUGGAUCUGAAUGAGAUUGCGAUGAACCUGGUGCCCUUUCCUCGUUUACACUACCUGGUGCCCAGUCUCACACCCCUCUACACAUUAGCAGAUAUUAAUGUGCCCACAAGGAGACUGGAUCAGAUGUUCAGCGAUGCCUUCAGUAAAGACCACCAGCUAAUACAAGCUGACCCAAAGCACAGCCUGUACCUGGCUUGUGCCCUCAUGGUCAGGGGUAACGUGCAGGUUUCUGAUGUCCGCAGGAACAUCGAGAGACUGAGACCAUCACUGCCCUUUGUCUCAUGGAACCAGGAAGGCUGGAAGACGAGUCUGUGUUCAGUGCCUCCCGUGGGACACUCCCACUCCCUGUUAGCUCUGGCCAACAACACCUGCGUGAAGCCCACGUUCAUGGAGCUCAGGGAACGCUUUACCAAGCUCUACAGGAAGAAGGCUCACUUACACCACUACCUGCAUGUAGAAGGGAUGGAGCAGAGCUUCUUCUCAGAGGCCAUUGCCUCUCUCAACUCACUGAUUGAAGAAUAUCAUCAUCUGGAUGCCACCAAGGCCAGACUCACGCCUGAUGCACCCAGACUCUCCAUCGCCAGAUGAAGGUCUGCUGUGCUGUGAAUCUGGGAAUCAAACUCACAGAACUGAAGCUUUUACAUAUCAACGUUAUCUAAUUUAUGGCAUGGUCAAAGUGUUCCAAACAGCACUUAAAGAGAACAUCAGUUUAAUCUACUCUAAAGCUUCUAUUUGCUUUUCCAAGCUCCCUGAUUGUUCUGUUAUGAGGUAAUGUUAAAGCUAGUACACUGGCCAUAUUCCUUGUUGUUAGUGCACAUACCUGUCCUGAAGAGUGCUCCAUAAAACUUUGUUUUGUUUUUUUAAUGAUCUGUUGUUCUUCUUUCUCAAAAUUAGUUUUGUUUUUGUCCUUUUGGAGGUGCAAAACUGUUACUAAGGGAGAAUUAAAGUGUAUGUGUGUUUCAGUCCUUAGUUUCUCACAGCGGGGCUUGCACCACUCUGCGUCUCUGACGUUUGGGGUCCUUAGAGUAAACGCAGGUCAGAAAACAUGUCGCCCGGAUCGUUGCACUUCCUCUGACACACACAGGACGUUAUCCACUGCAUCUUCCACUGUGUAUUGGAGCCUCCUUUGCAGGUGAAGUUGACCUUGAUCAUGCGUGACUUGUUGGGGACACAGCAGCGCUUGUCUGUACACACACCGCAGUAUGUGGGCUUAAACUUCUUGUUGCUGGUACAGCCAGAGAGAGUCAACUUCUCUGCUUUCUUUGCCUGGAAUUUGGGUCGGCACGUCUUUCCCUUUGGCACCUAGAAGUGGAAAUAGCAAUUGGUGUCUUUCUUUUUAAGAGUUUGAGAAAAAAAACUUUAAAAAUUAAAUGAAAAUAUUAAAGAUUCAGACAGAUUAAAGCUAAAGAUGCCACCUUGACACUCCUGAGCACGCUUUUCUCACACGGUUGCAGCAGGCACAGGCGGCGGUCUUUCCUCAUCUCACACUUGCUGUUAUCGUUGUUGACACGUACAGAGAUGCCCAGGCCACAGGUCUUGGAGCAGGGACUCCAGUGGGUGGUCUGGAUUAGGCAGUUCCUCUUCCAGGCUAAAGGAGGGUCCCUGUAACCUUUCAGUGUUACAGUUAAAGGGUACUGUGUCAAGCAAAGCACAGAUCAGAAUCAUUCCAACAAGCUGCUGUGUCUCCAUCAGAGAUGGGCAGUAAUGCAUUAAAAGUAAUGCAUUUCUGUAAUCUGAUUACUUUUCAAGUAACGAGUAAAGUAAGGGAUUACUGUUACUAUACCAUAAGCAUGCUGCGUUACUGAUUUUGUUUGUUAAUGUCUCAUGACAAUAGUGGAUAAUAUAGAGAUAUUAUCCACUGUUGAUCUGCGGCAGAGAGUACAUCCAUGCAGUGUUUAAGGCUUGGAAUUACUGACAUUACUUUGAGUUUGAUUCUGUAAAAAGUGACAUAAACAUUAGCGUCCGCUGUGCACUCUACGUGGGAAGAAAACUUCUUUCUACAGUGAAAAA